AUGGCGAAACCAAGUGCUGCUGAUAAUAGGACUAGAAGCUCUGUGCAGAUCUUUAUAGUAGUUGGUCUGUGCUGUUUCUUUUAUAUAUUGGGAGCAUGGCAGAGAAGUGGUUUUGGAAAAGGAGAUAGCAUAGCAUUAGAGAUUACCAAGAAUAACGCAGAAUGUGACGUAGUUCCGAAUUUAAGUUUCGAUUCGCACCAUGCUGGAGAAGUUAGUCAAAUCGACGAAUCUGAUUCAAAGACAAAGGUUUUUAAACCUUGUGCGGCUCGUUAUACUGAUUACACUCCUUGUCAAGACCAACGGCGUGCUAUGACGUUUCCGAGAGAAAACAUGAACUAUAGAGAGAGACACUGUCCUCCGGAGGAAGAGAAGUUACAUUGUAUGAUCCCGGCGCCAAAAGGGUAUGUAACACCUUUUCCAUGGCCUAAGAGUAGGGAUUAUGUUCCUUAUGCGAAUGCGCCGUACAAGAGUCUCACAGUUGAGAAGGCUAUUCAGAAUUGGAUCCAAUACGAGGGAAAUGUGUUUAGAUUCCCUGGCGGUGGAACACAAUUUCCUCAAGGUGCAGAUAAAUAUAUCGAUCAACUUGCUUCUGUUGUACCUAUAGAUGAUGGGACUGUGAGGACGGCGCUGGACACCGGUUGUGGGGUUGCAAGUUGGGGUGCAUAUCUUUGGAGCAGAAAUGUUGUUGCCAUGUCGUUUGCACCGAGGGACUCUCAUGAAGCACAAGUACAAUUUGCUCUUGAAAGAGGUGUACCAGCCGUUAUUGGUGUUCUCGGAACUAUAAAGUUGCCAUAUCCAUCGAGAGCUUUCGAUAUGGCUCAUUGUUCUCGCUGUUUGAUUCCCUGGGGAGCAAAUGGUGGAAUAUAUAUGAUGGAAGUUGAUAGAGUUCUAAGACCCGGUGGUUAUUGGGUUCUUUCUGGUCCUCCAAUCAAUUGGAAAGUAAACUACAAACCAUGGCAGAGACCAAAGGAGGAACUUGAGGAAGAACAACGAAAGAUUGAAGAGGUUGCUAAGAAACUUUGCUGGGAGAAGAAGUCUGAGAAGGCUGAAACUGCCAUUUGGCAAAAGAUGACAGACUCUGAAUUAUGCCGUAGCAGACAAGAUGACUCCAAUGUUGAAUUUUGCGAAUCCUCUGAUCCUAAUGAUGUCUGGUAUAAGAAAAUGGAGGCCUGCGUUACUCCGACUCCUAAAGUUUCUGGGGGUGAGCUUAAACCAUUUCCAAACAGGCUAUAUGCAAUCCCUCCGAGAGUUUCUAGCGGCUCUAUUCCCGGAGUUUCUUCCGAGACAUACCAGGAUGAUAACAAAACAUGGAAAAAGCAUGUCAAUGCAUACAAGAAAAUCAAUUCACUGUUGGAUUCUGGUAGAUAUCGUAACAUUAUGGAUAUGAAUGCUGGUUUGGGUAGUUUUGCUGCAGCCAUUCAUUCGUCGAAGUCAUGGGUGAUGAAUGUUGUGCCAACUAUAGCCGAGAAAAGUACUCUCGGUGUGGUAUUUGAGCGAGGACUCAUUGGCAUCUAUCAUGAUUGGUGUGAAGCCUUUUCCACCUAUCCAAGGACAUACGAUCUCAUUCAUGCCAAUCGCCUCUUUAGUCUCUACCAAGAUAAAUGCAAUACAGAAGACAUUCUUCUGGAGAUGGACAGGAUUUUGCGACCAGAAGGUGCUGUCAUAAUCCGUGACGAAGUGGAUGUAUUAAUUAAGGUGAAGAAAUUAAUCGGGGGAAUGAGAUGGAAUUUUAAAUUGGUUGAUCAUGAAGAUGGACCUCUUGUUCCUGAGAAAGUACUAAUUGCUGUCAAACAGUAUUGGGUUACUGAUGGAAACUCAACAUCAACACAAUAG
This is a messenger RNA of Lathyrus sativus (Indian pea), 1833 nucleotides long. The record is from the annotation of a GenBank genome assembly. NCBI's taxonomy places the organism in Eukaryota, Viridiplantae, Streptophyta, Magnoliopsida, Fabales, Fabaceae.